AUGGAGAAGCUUGUUGAUGUCUUCCUCACAUUCCCCUCAUCUCAGAAUCUCUCAGACCAGGAGCUCAAUAAGCAGGCAGCUACUCUUAUCAAUACCUUAAACAAGACCCCUGCUGCUACACUUGCUUCAAAUUCCAAUGGAACAGAUCUUUUGACCAUUCUGAACCCUACCGCCAAUAGUUUGGUCUAUCUAUAUGUUUUAAUUGCCCGGCUAGAUCUCGGGGGACGUAACGCUCUUGAGGCUACAUGGAAGAAUGCCGUUUUAUUUCUAGAAAACUUUGAUUCCAGACAAAUUCGCAAUGCUCCCGAUAUGUUUAGGAGGUUGUUUGAGGCCUUUUACGCUCAUGCUGUGGAUAGCCAAAAGCCGCUCAUCGCUGUACGUCCCAUCAAAAAGGCUAUUAUUCGCUAUAAUCCUAGUCGGUUCUCGUUCAUGCACACUUCCUUCCUUCGCCUCUGCCUAAUGACCAAAUGUUACCGUGAUGCCGCUGCUGUUCUCGAUAUCGACCUGGUAGAAUUUCCAUAUGUCAAGAACAAACCUGGAGAAACCGAAAAUAUGUCCAACAGUAGAAAAGAAGUCACAUACCAGGAUUUGCUAUGCUACUUCUUGUACGGUGGGAUGAUUUAUAUGGGUCUCAAAGAGUGGAGGAGAGCCGCUGAUUUAUUAACUUAUGUUGUAGCUUGCCCCGGUAAUGCGUGUUCGUUAAUACAAGUUGAAGCUUACAAGAAAUAUAUCCUCGUAGGACUCUUACUCGACGGAAAGCCACUGCCUAUGCCCAAAGUUACCUCUGCAGCGGCAGUACGGGCCUACAAAGCGUUGACAAAACCUUAUGAUGCCUUCGCUCAAGCUUUCAAGUCUGGAAGUACGGAGAUGUUUCGCACAGAAGCUGCUUUACUAUCUGAUGUCUUCAGACAAGAUGGAAAUACCGGGUUAGCAGUACAAUGCAUGGAUGUCUUUAGACGAAUGCAGAUCGUCGCAUUACGAGACACAUAUGUUACUUUGAGUAUUGAGGAAAUUUCCAAGAAGAACCUUGAAGUUGUAGGGAGAGGAGGAGACGCAGGGGGUAAAGAAGAAACGGAGGGUGUUGUUUUAGGGAUGAUUGAACGCGAUGAGAUACGUGCCUCUCUCUCGCAAUCAGAGCCUGACUACAAGUUGUCACAAACUACUGUCCAUUUCCACAAUAAUCCUUUGUCCGAACUACGCAAUCUUCGGGCCCUGGAUAGUCAAAUCAGCCGUACAAUAAGCUUAACAAAACAAGUAAAAGCGAUGGAUAGAAAACUUGGAUUGAGUGGCGGUUCCUCAUUACUAUCUAUGGGCGAUCCAGACGCGAUGGACUUUGAUUACGGUGGUGGUUGGGCGGAUGAUGAACCAGAAGAAACCAUCAUGCAGGAUUUUGAUGACGAAAUUUAA
This is a messenger RNA of Morchella sextelata, 1407 nucleotides long. RefSeq lists its product as uncharacterized. The transcript is spliced from 7 exons. The record is from RefSeq and is a predicted model, not a curated record. The coding region runs from base 1 to 1407 and encodes 468 amino acids. Gene Ontology annotation, cellular component: COP9 signalosome. Gene Ontology annotation, biological process: ubiquitin-dependent protein catabolic process. Lineage: Eukaryota; Fungi; Ascomycota; Pezizomycetes; Pezizales; Morchellaceae.